This is a messenger RNA of Cephus cinctus (wheat stem sawfly), 1371 nucleotides long. RefSeq names its product longitudinals lacking protein, isoforms A/B/D/L. Bases 597 to 884 code for a protein of 95 amino acids. The record is from RefSeq and is a predicted model, not a curated record. NCBI's taxonomy places the organism in Eukaryota, Metazoa, Arthropoda, Insecta, Hymenoptera, Cephidae. The transcript is spliced from 2 exons.
ACAAAAUACAGAUCGUCGAACUUAACUAGACCAGCCUUUCCUGUAAUCGAAUGAUUUCGCUUCAUCAAAUGCCUUUUUGCUCUCUGAUUAUCUUCUUUUGUAACUCUCUUCGUUUCUGACGUUAUAUACAUAUUUUUCUCAAUUUAAAUUUCAGUUAAGAAUACCUUGACCAUAGCAAUUACAAUUGAACGAUACACAUGGAAGCGUGGUCGAACGAUACCUAUUUGUAAACAACACCGUUCCAGUCACGUAAACUCUUCCUCGUUACCUUUCCGUACAUUCACUUUCUUUGCUUCUUCGAUCUCCCAACAAGACAAAUCAGAACCCCAGGGCUCAUAUUCGCUUCUUAUCGUAACUGCUUUAAUCGUUCUUGUUUUUCCUGAUUUACAAUUUUUCUACCAAAUGGAAUUUAUCACUUGAUUAACUCUCUCACCUCUUUUCUCUCGUAUCCUUUCCAAUCUCGUUGAAAGAGGAUAAGAAGAUGAGUUCAGUAAAUAAAUUUAUAAAAUCUCUUUGACGCAUCAACAGUCAUCUUAAGUGACAAGUGCACUGUAAGAUAAUUCUAAAAAAAAGAAUGCCAGCUUAAUCAAAAGGAGAUGAAAAAUCAGUCAGAAUUUCUCGAAGUCCUGCCAAUACCCUGGCUCGAGGAUAACGAGCUCUCGAUGAAUGCCAAGAUGUCCCUGCUACGAUUUCCCUGUCCACGUUGUAACAAGAGUUACACGACCAAGAGUGCCGUGACGGCCCACUAUAAAUACGACUGCGGAAAACCACCAAGAUUCGAGUGUCCAUACUGCGGGAAGCUGAGCAAGAAGAAAUUCAACGUCCAGGAUCACAUACGACACAAGCACCGCGCGAAGCCUGUCGUUUGCAAUACUUUAUUUUAGUAUUUAUAAGACUGACCAAUCGAUACCGAAAAAAAGACAAUUGAUUGGCAAUCGAUUGCUUUAAAAAAAUCUGUCGAUCAUCAUCGUCGUCGAUUCACUUCCCGGCUCCUGGACCACUUUUAAUUGAUCCUAAAAACGCGGUUAACCAUGGGAAUCAAAAAGCCAUCGUUCCCCUUGUACCUAAACGAACGUUUUGACUCGAAAGAAAAAUAAAGUAAAGAAGGUCAAAAUGAGGAACAAAGAGCACAGAAUUCUCGUAGAUACUUUUACAAAUGGGAUCGGGAUGAGGGCAAGUAAUGUCGGCUUGACUUGUAGGUAACAAUUGUAUUAUCUCUUCUCUGACUAUGCCGUUACCACAGUCACGUAUCUUAUCUACUUAUCUGCAUGUGACCCUGCUCCAUAUAUUUUGCACAAGAGGUUUACGGCGAUAAUUAUUCAAUUUUCGAAUUCAAUCGAGUCGAUCAAGACCUGAUCCCUUCCUAAUUUU